GAACGGAGGCUCGUCCUUGUUGGCCUAAGUGGAAAUGAGAAAAGUGUGAUGGGAAACACCAUUCUAGGAAGCAACGUCUUCAUAUCCAAGAUGACGUUGGGUUCCCUCAGUAAAACUUGCCAAAUGGCAGAGAAGCGGCUGAACGGCAGAAAAGUUGUGGUUGUUGAUAUGCCUGGCUUUUCCGGAAGCUGGUAUUUAAUGUUUUUAUGGCAGUAUACGAUCACUGAAAUUACCAAGUCUGUGAACCUUUGCUCCCCAGGACCCCACGUUAUUCUGUGGGUCAUUCAUCAAGGUCAUUUUGCCCAGGAGGAGAAAGACAUGGCUCAGCUGAUCCAAGAGAUUUUCAGCCUUAAAGGCAAGAAUUACAUGAUCCUCUUGUUCACCCACAACAAUGAUCAGGAAGGUCAGACUUUCGAGCAAUUCAUAUCCCAGGGAGGCUCCUCACUUAAGGACCGGCUGGACCUAUGUGGGAACCGCUUCCUGGUUUUUAACAACAAGGCGGAAGGAGAAGAACAAGAGGCUCUGGUGGCCCAACUGCUGAAGAUGACAGAUGACUUGGUGGAAAGGAACGGGGAGGCUCCUUGUUACACCGAAGACAUGCUGAAGAUAGACCUAGAGAACGUCAAAAAAAAACCAAGCCAAUUCCUGGUUCUCCCCUUUCAAAUAGAGACGCUCCAAGAUGGCCCCUUUGGCACUCCACAGCCCUGCUUUUCACCCUUCUGUAUUUUGGUGGUCUCCAAAAACCUGAGUCAGAGAUUGUUGGCUGAGUCUCCUUGA
Molecule: messenger RNA, 777 nt
Organism: Notechis scutatus (mainland tiger snake)
Lineage: Eukaryota; Metazoa; Chordata; Lepidosauria; Squamata; Elapidae
Source: RefSeq, a predicted model, not a curated record